AUGUGUCAUGUGACCCUGAAGAGGUGCACUGUGUUAAAUCCUGCUACUUUGUUGCCCACCGAGGAUGAUGGAGAGCCGCACGACUGUGCUGAACUGUUGGAGCUUGUCUCUAAACCAAGGUCGGAUUUAACUGAUGUCCCUUUGCAAAAUGCACAUUUGGAACUGGUUGUAGAUGGCUCUGCUCAGCGUUCUGAGAAAGGAGAACCAUUGGUUGCGUAUGCGGUGACUACUGCCUCAACCACACUGGAAAGUGCUAAAUUACCCUCCCACCUUUCUGCUCAAGCAGCAGAACUCUUUGCACUCACUAGAGCUUGCAUAUUAGCUAAAGGCCAGUCUGCUACAAUCUAUAUAGAUAGCAGAUAUGCCUUUGGUGUGGUACAUGAUUUUGGUACUCUGUGGAAACAGCGCGGCUUCCCGACCUCUGGUCCUGUUGAGUUGAGGAAGUGGAAACGACUAUGUACAUAUGACCAGGCUAUUUUACCCAGGGUGAAAGCGGCUCUACCCCAGCCACUGGUGGGGAUCCUGCACAAACUGCAACCAGGUGACUGGGUGGUGGUGAAAGACCUGAGACGAAAGCAUUGGAACCAGCAGAGGUGGACUGGACCAUACCAGGUGAUGCUGAUUACCCCCACUGCUGUUUGCGUAGCUGAGAGGUCUACUUGGAUCCACGCCAAUCACUGCAGGAAGGUGCCAUACUGCCCACCAGACCCUGAGGAUGGAGGACCAGAGACGCCAGAAGUCACUGACUAGAUGGGAGGAUCAGGCCCAGACUCUACGCAUCAUGUUUCUUGCUCUGAUCUUGAGCUUUCUCAUUACAGUUGCCAUAUGGACAGUGACUCAAGGACAACCGGUCCUGGAAAGACAACAUGGUACGGACUCGACUGAUAACCGUUCAGUCCCACUGCGGGACUUAAAUAACAGCCACUCCAGCUCGAGCCAACGGCAGGCUCAGGACAGGAGUCCAGCAAACAAUAGCCGCUCCCAUAUCGAAAGAAGAAGAAGGUCAAUGCAUCCACUGGAUGAGCGUCACAGUAGGAAUCCCGAGGGAAACACUUGGUGGUCACUGCUUAACUAUACAGUAAAGACUGAACUGAUGUUAGGAAAUACCUCCUGUUAUGUAUGUAGCUUGUUUCCCCAUUCAGCGAUCUCCCCAUUCUUACAGUAUUCAGUAGAGGUCAGCAUUAAAGACACUCUAUGUGCACUAGAGGCGCUCUUGUCCAAUGAGAACACAGGGGGUCAACCUUCACUAGGUAGAACACUGAGGGAUAAAUGCAUUAACCUCUUGCUCCUACCUGACACGCAGGCGUCCCAUCUAGACAUCUGGAAAUGCAAAUGCGCUACGCUAAAUGCUAAUAGUACUAGUUAAAACUCAAACGUUCAUUAAAAUACACAUGCAGGGUAUUGAAUUAAAGCUACACUCGUUGUGAAUCCAGGCAACAAGUCAGAUUUUUAAAAUGCUUUUUGGCGAAAGCAUGAGAAGCUAUUAUCUGAUAGCAUGUAACACCCCAAAAGACCCGCAGGGGACGUAAACAAAAUAACUAGCAUAGUCGUCGCUACACAAACCGCACAAAUAAAAUAUAAAACAUUCAUUACCUUUGACCAUCUUCUUUGUUGGCACUCCUAGAUGUCCCAUAAUCACUAUUGGGUCUUUUUUUCGAUUAAAUCGGUCCAUAUAUAGCCUAGAUAUCGAUCUAUGAAGACUGUGUGAUAAACAAAAAAAAAAGCGUCUUAUAACGUAACGUCAUUUUUAAAAAUUAAAAAAGUUGACGAUAAACUUUCACAAAACACUUCGAAAUACUUUUGUAAUGCAACUUUAGGUAUUAGUACACGUUAAUAAGCGAUCAAAUUGAUCACGAGGCGAUGUAUAUUCUAUAUGGGGUACGUCUGGAAAUAAUGUCCGUGUAAAUCUCAACCAACAUAUCCGGUCGGAGACCUGAACAAAUGGCUUGUCUCUUCUUCGUUUGACCAAGAAACAAAGCCUAGGCAAAUGACCUGACUGUUGACAUCGUGUGGAAGCUGUAGGUAUUGCAACCUCAGCCCCAUUUAAUGUGGUUCGCCUUUAACAAUGGGUUGAUGUGGCGGAUGGAUAUAUUUUUCCAUUUUCAGUGAUCAGAUUUUCCUGCGCUUUUCGAUGAAACGCACGUUCUGUUAUAGUCACAGCCGUGAUUUAACCAGUUUUAUAAACGUCUGAGUGUUUUCUAUCCACACAUACUAAUCAUAUGCAUAUACUAUAUUCCUGGCAUGAGCAGCAGGGCGCUGAAAUGCUGCGCGAUUUUUAACAGAUUGUUCGAAAAAGUAGGGGGUAGGAGUAACAGGUUAAUGGUAAUUUGUCAUCAACAAAAGAUUUACGGGGGGGAUUUGAUUGUUCACAUUGGUGUAGUAGAAUAAUCUUAGAACCUAGAUCCCGUGUACCAGAACCUAUUCAAGUCCAACCCCAGUGAACCCCAUUUAGGACCUGUCAUUGUCACAAUCCAAGCAAUAUUUCCAUACCACAAUUGAAUGAAUCCUAUCUGGGAAUGUCAACAUGUGUCAAUUAUAGUGUUUUCCCAAUAGGAUGUAGCUGGAAGAAGGGAACAUGCAGCUCUGGAUACCCCAUUAGACUGAGGGUGGGACACACCAUUAUUGAUGCUGAAACUGACAAUCGUUCUCCUCAUCAAUUUGGCUCGGCAACAUUUACUGAUCAUUAUUGGAUUUGUGGUGAUAAAACUUAUCUCUACCUACCCACAAAUUGGACAGGGUGCUGUAUUUUUGGUAAACUAAACAUCUCCCUUGUGGUAAUGCAUAAAACUAAUUCCUCUAUUCCAAGCAGGUUAAGACUAAUUAAGAGGGACAUCUCGCAAUACAAUAAUGUCCCUAGUGACUCUUGACGAUAAUCGAAAUUGGAAAAGUUCUGGCGUUGUUUAAUCCCCUGGUAUGGGGCAUCGGAGAAUGCAUAUGAGUUGGAUAGGCUAGGAUAUCAUUUGGAAUCCCUGGUAAAUUUGACCACUGCAGGGUAUUCUAUGAUAAGACCAGAAUUACAAGCCACUCAACUCAUGGCAACACAAAAUAGGGUGGCACUUAACAUGUUGCUAGUACGUGAAGGAGGGGUGUGUCAAAUUAUAGGAGAUCACUGUUGUACAUUUAUACCCCAGGGAGAUGACAAUUUGACUAUUGUAGUGGAACAUUUGAAAGAGCUUAGGGGUGUUCUCGAAAGGGAACACCAGCCUGACAUCAACUGGAAUCCGUUAGGAUGGGUUCAGUCAGUGUUUGGUGCUUGGGCUGCGACCAUUUUCCACUGGUUCAUCUAUGGUCUAAUAUUACUGAUUGCUCUGUUGCUAAUUAUCAUUUGUGUGAAGAAAUUGUUUAAUAAAGUGGUUGAUGUUGUUCUUACUAUGCCCUUGCUUGCAAAUGAAGUAGGUGUAGAUGAGGAAUCUGAGAUUGAUGGACAACAAUCAGGUGAACACAGUGAAAUAUUCUCACUGGACAGUGUAGAUAGAGAGGGUUCACUGUAUAUGAAUGAUUUCCCUGACCCAUUCCCUAUUCCUGACUAUAUCUCUGAUAGUGGGGAACCCAAUUCUAAGCAUGAGGAUUUAGAGGGAUGACUGUCCUAUAGGUUGUAAUUUUGGGAGUAUUUAUAUGUAUUGAUAUUUUAAUUUUUACUCAACAAAUGUAUUAUUCUAUAUGUUUAAACAGGUGCAAGUCUGUAUUGUGGUAUAAACAUUGUAAACUCAGUUUCUGACGGGUGAAUAAUUACAUUGAAGGGAUUUGAUUCUUUAUUAUCUUUACAUUUUGAUUAUGGAUUUUUUAAUUGUAUUAUAUACUCUGCAACUACUGUUAGUAAGGUGCCAUGUUACUAUUCUGAUUCUUCAGAAGGGACUGAGUCCCUUGAGAGGGGAAUGUUGGGGAAUAAUCAGAAUUAGUUGGGUAACAUAGAUAAGAUGUUUUAUUUUCAUGAUAUUCUUAUGAGUUAUUUCUCAUAAGAAUGUAUUUUGUUGUACUAUAGUGGUGGCCAUUGGCAGUUAUCUGUUCUCUGUCAGGACUAAGUUGCUUGGGCCGCAGAGAAGGGAGAGGUCAAGGUGUCAUCAUGUGUAAACAUAUAUUUUGCUCCACUGUGUCUGUGUGCCAGUCACUCCCUACUUUUCCCAUCGGGGAGAGGAGGAUGGCAGUGUCUGGAAUCAUUCUAUGCUCUCUCUUUUGUUGUUCCUAUGUUGACCUAUAGCCUCACUCUCCUCUCCGUGAGUUUGUCCAGGAUUGGUUGUAUUUAGAAUUGGUUCUAUCUAAAUGACAAUUUGAUAUAUAUCAUAGGGUGGGGGUAAUAUCUUGGUACCAUUUUGUACCAAGGACGAAAUAAGAGCAUUGUUUAGGAGACCAAACUGAAUGAUAAUUUAUAGCCAACUCUGUCUGGCUAGUGGAUACUCCUCUCUGAAGUAAAGUCUUUUCUUUGUGUAAGUUCCUAAGACCUGUGGUUUGUCAUGUCGUCUAGGGGGGGUGGAUCUUUGCUAUAAAGGAUCCCAUUUGCCAUUAUGUUAACCACUCUCAACUUUUCAUUAGAGAUACUGAACUGUUGAAAGUCAAAAUUCUAUUGCAAAAGUUUAAUUAUUAUUAAAGGUGAACAUUAA
This is a messenger RNA of Oncorhynchus keta (chum salmon), 4598 nucleotides long. RefSeq lists its product as uncharacterized. The record is from RefSeq and is a predicted model, not a curated record. Gene Ontology annotation, molecular function: RNA-DNA hybrid ribonuclease activity; nucleic acid binding. NCBI's taxonomy places the organism in Eukaryota, Metazoa, Chordata, Actinopteri, Salmoniformes, Salmonidae. The coding region runs from base 1 to 750 and encodes 249 amino acids. The transcript is spliced from 3 exons.